AAGGGGGGGGGGGGCUAUCUCAUAAUAAGACUUAGAGGGAAGAAGUAAAAUGUGGCUGUAGAAAAUUACAUCACGAGGAGCUUCAUCAUUGUACUCUUCAGCAAAUAUUAUUAGAAUAGUCAAAUCACGAAAGACGAUGUGGGCGGAACACGUAGCACGCAUGAGACAGAUUACAAGUUAAAAAUAAUAUCGGAAAACUUGAAGAGAAUAUAUUACCUUGAUAACCUGGACGUUGACAAACUUCGGUUACAUCUGACAAAUUUAAAGUACAGACGGAACCUUAAGCAGCGAAAUUACAGUACGUAUACAAACGAAUGAAUCAUUAAACUAUGUCAUAGACAAUACUGACAUGAAAUAAUUAACACACAAACGUUAUUCGUUUUGUGUAGAAUGAUAAUACAGAAGCUGAAACUGUAUUAAAUAACAGUCCUUGUUCGCCUUAUCAAACACAAUGACAAAUUUGAAGGUAAAUAAUUCUAAACGCGGUUAAGUUCGUCCCAGCAUUUCUUAUUUAAAUUGGAGUGAGGAUAACAUACAUGGGAAGAUGGCUAGACUGUAGCCAAAAAAGCGUAGUAUUUGAUGUUACAGCUGUGGUUUCUGAUGGUGAAUGCAAAUAAAAUACACAAAACUCCAUGGUAACAAACAGCAAAGUUUUUCAAACGACAAAUCGCCAGGCUCCCGUUCUCAAAACUGAUCAGCCUAGAUCCUCUGAGGUCUUCUUCCGUCCCUCCAACCUACCCUUUUUUAUAAGUAGACGCUUGUUCACGUACUGGAACGGGAUAUUAGUAAUUGUCCGUUCAUUACACGUGUUUGUUAUUCCAGAUUAUUUUUCGUCCUUUCGAUUGCAACCUUUAACAUACACAGAAACGUCGUUUCUUAUCUAUCCCUAUAUUUCGUACACAAAAUAUAAAAACACACUAACGUAUGGAACUGAAAGAAAUAAAGAUAGAAGAGAGUGGUAAGCCAUAAAUUUAGUUCUAUUUAAAAAUACAGCAACAUUGUAGCCUUCAUAAAUUCCAUGUAAGAUACGUGAUAUAAACUGUCUCCCCUUGCUUGAGACCCCUAUAAUUAAAAAGAAAAUAGGAAAUUAAAAACUCCCAAGCAAUUAGUACUACAUGUUCUGGGACAAAUGUAGUGUGACAUUCUUUUUAACCACGUCAUAAUCAACGAGUUGCAAUAUUUGGGUAAAUGUGGAAUGAAUACAUAAAUGAACGGAAGCCACGAGACAAGCGACAGUGGUGGAGGCGAGAUUGGUGUCAGGCGAUGGAAACUCAUCUUCUCAGAUGUCGAUGUAUCCUCCUUUCUUCGUCUCAGAGCCAUUGGCUAUAGAACGGAAGCAGAGUAGGUCAACAGUGAAAUGUUACGAGCUACAGCAGAGUCCAGAGACGCUCUCAGGUUCACGCGUACAAUGAAAUAAGAGCUGGGUCCUAGAAUUCGAUGCGUUCAGGAACACAGGUGACUCACGAGAGAAGAAAAUGGGGAAUUGGAAAGGACACGAUGGGAAGCGAUUGUAUUCCCCUGGAAGAACGCAAUACAAAUCAAGGGGGGGAAAUAUUCAUACGGAAGUCUGCACUCGUGGCGAGAUUGAAACAAUAAUACAUUACUAUUCAAAAAGUUAUCUACUGGUUCAAAAGUCUUAAAACUUGAAAACACGAUCUCGCGAUGGUAAGAGGCCUGAUAGGGGAGCAUGUGGUUCGGAAGACUUCAACUUGAGCGGGACGCUUCACAUCGGUUUCCAUGAGAGUCACCGGUGGCUCUCAUGGGAACAGAUUUCAGUAUCCUGGCCGACAACCAUGGGUCACAGAAAUGUUUUGUUUAAUGGAGGUUCAGUCUUCAUGGAGUGAAACAGUGUACUUACAACACCACAUCUGGGACAUGAAAGAUGUAUGAGAUUUGUGAAAGCCACCGGAGUGUCACACACACAGAGUUAAGAGUUCUGAAUUUUCUUGCCAGAAAUCGAAUCUUGUUCAUCAAACCAGUUACUGAGAUUAACAUCUGUAUAUGGAAGUGCUUUGUCCACCUACCUGUUUCCGUAAUUUUUCUCUGUUAAUGCGUCUUUAAUUUCCUGAAGACUUAAAAUGACACGCUUGCUGUUUGGCACAACAUUGUUGCCAACGAAGUAACCGAAUUGUUCCAGUAACUGAAGUCACGACAGGGAAUUUUCUCAGUCGACGAAACACACUUGUAAACAUUUGUGUGCUACUGAUCUGUUAACAAUGGGCCCUUUCUACUUUAUACAAUAGAAUCUACAAUUAAAGGAAGUUUAAUUUAUUUUACACUCCAACCCUUUAAAACUUAGUGGGAACUGCAUGUUUAGCAAUCAGUAAUUUUGUGUUCUGCCCACGAAGUGCAUUAGUCUGUAUCAUAUGAUUCCAGAGCAAACUGCUAUUAUUUCCCUAAAUGACAUUAACCGAUUGAUGGUUGUAAUGGUUAUGGGUUGAGUUUUCUUAAAAUGUUUAAAUUGUGUUAAGACUAGUGUUGGCUUUAGAGAGUUCAAUAAGUUCAAAAUUGUUUUAUUUUUCGAUCACGUUACUGGGAUUCGGUGUUAUCAGAUUCGUGAUCAGUAUUAUUUAGCAUCUGAAAAUAAGCUACUUCUUAUAUAGUUUUAUUAAAGGUUCCGCAAAUUUGCAAAUAGUAAAAACGUAAACAGGAGCAGUUAAUGACAUUAGGUUGCGUCCAAAUGCACGACAGUUCCGUGUUGACCACUCAUAGUGAUUUCUGUUAGAUAUAUGAAUCAGGAAGUCUAUAUUUUUAAAGUAUAACUGCGCAGAAUCUGAAAUCACGGAUUAUAGCACUUGAUGUUGGAUACAUGUGUACAUGCCACAAUCACGACUAUCAAGAUCACAGCCAAAUUACAAAUGUAUAGCUCGAGAGCUGAGAAAAUGCAGGAAAAGGGAAGGCCUUGACUCUUCCAUAAAUACAUCUGCCACAGGAGCAACAUUGCCGUUGCCUUACUUUCAUGACACCAAAUUUAAUCGAAAUUCGUGCAUUCGGAAUAAAACAUGUCUUCCCCACUACUCGCUCUUUUCAAGAACUUCAUGUAAAGAACGCAUGACAGAUAAUGCAACUGCUAGGCUGUGCGGUUGGAAAGCGGUUUCCCUCACCCGGAGAUGCAAACUUCUUUCCACGCUAUUCUCCCCAACCAGUCCACUGCUCGACUCUGAAUGGUGAGGGCAUCCAUGCCUCAAUGUUGACCGCGCGAGUGUUUCACACGUGUUAGUGUGAAGCUCAAAAGUGACUUACCCAGUGUUCAAAUACAAACUACAACAACGAAAGCUCAACAGCUCUUCUUCAGUAAGCUUGGUAAGUUGCACUCCAUGUUUCGUAAGUCAUGUAAUGAUAAUGUACUAUGCCUACAUUCAAUAAGAAAUUACUUCUAGUUAUGCCUAGGACGAAUUAGUUUAAAUGGAUUUCGGGUAUUUCAGGAUAUAUACACAAAAUUAAAAUUCUAUGGCCGAAGUCUGAUGGUUUUUGGUGGUGGUGCGUUAUAAUAUGUGAAACUAUUCUUUUGGACUCUGUCCACCGUCUAUAUUAUAAAAUAAUAAAACUAAAAAGUUUCGGAUGCUGAAUUCUGCUUUCCAUCUUCCGGUAAAAUGGGGGAAGAGGCUAAAGAGCCUAUCUGUUGGGGUCCGUGAUCUGAAGCUAACUCAACCAGGGGGCUCAACAGAAGAAACCGCUUCAACAAAAAAUGGCAGUGAAGAAUAUGCUUAUUAGCGGAAAAGUUGUAAUAUCUCUGCACCGCGGCAUAGAUCCCUCGCUUUUUCGCGGUCGUUUCUGCGCAGGCGCACUGAGUAACACACAAGAGCCCGUGUCUGCUGGCCUGUCACUCUGCAGUCCUUUACGGCCCGUCAUGCUCUUGACGAAAGCAUUACUCCUGCUCCUCGUCACAACCACCCGGUCAGAAGAUUCGGAUAUUCAACCAGAAGUCUUAGACGAGAGCUUGCGUCACUUACAUCAGCGGGAGUGGCCAGUCCAAGACGCACCAGCAGCGUUUCCAGAGGAUACCAAUGUAGCUCUUCUUGCUCUACCAGGAUCACAACCAAUAAGAUCCCACAAUGCAUAUAGGCGGAGACGAAAACGUCCUCGUCCACAGCCACCUCAAGACGAGAUAUAUUUUCCAUCCUCUACUCAAGUACAAGGUCCUAAAGCAGAUGUAUUACCUUACAAUGAGCAGAAGUCAUAUUACAAAUCUACAGAAACUUCACUACAAGGAUACCAGAGCUAUGAAACAUCAGUCAGCAGUGUUGACAACAUCAGAUUACCAGACUCCCUACCUUCCCAUAGUCUACAGCACCAGCCCCGGACACAGCGACGCCACCCUAAUUCAUCACGACAAAAACAUCAACAACAGGAACGACCCCACUUACCAAUAGAAGUUAACAAUCCUGAUGUCCUGGUUAAGACAGAGGACAAUGUUUAUCAAAAUGACAAUGCAAAGCUUGAAGAACAGUCAGUAAAUAUCUCACAAGAAGAAGAAGACAUAAUUGUUGACAGCAGCCACAAUAACUCACAGUCAUUUCUAGAAGAAAACAGUUACACACAUAAAAGAAACAGAGAUCAACAUGAACAACCACAUUCUUCUAUAAGCGUGAGUAAAGUCACAAAACCACAACAGAAUUCAUACCGUAAACCUUAUCCAGCUCGAACUGAAGAGAGUAAUAGUGAUGUUGUCGUAUCACCACAGGAUAUUAAAGCAUUACUGAAGCAGCGGUCUGGAUCACUUAGUCUUAGUGAAUUACUCCAGCAGAAGAAUUUGUCAUUAGCUGACUUACUCAAAGGUAACCUUAAUGCUCUGUCUGCACUGACUGGUGUACAUAACACAGCAUCACCAGAGAGCAAGGCAGGUGACACCAAUCAAGAGUCUGUGCCCCUAAGGCGGUUACCACCACAGACAAACUCGAGACGCAAAAAUCAAGGUACAGGUCACCAUCGAAAGCCCCUUCGAUACUCAGAAAAACAAGAGCAAAUUUCUGAAGACCAUGACUUAGAAUCUAAUAAGCACAGGCGGUUACCACCAGUUAACAUACCUUUACAGAGAAUACAACCUUCAGUUGACAGCGACAAGUCUAUUAAAUAUGAACUUGAAGAAGUGGAAGAGACAGAGUUAGAUACUAAGGAACACAUAAACAAAUUUUCGCCAUCAUCUCCCCGCAGACAAACAAAGGCUACAGAUGCAACUCUCAUUUCAAGCACAGAGCGGAAUGAAGUAACCAAAGUAAUUAUUACAGAAGACUAUAAUUCAUUCCAAGACUCUGUAUUCAACGCUCACAAUGACAAACACAAUGAAAUGCAAACAGAGAAUAAAGAAAAUAAUAGUUUGGUCAGUACAGUCUCGACAACAGAACAUGACAUAAUAAUAAAUCCUUCUGUAUUAGAACCAUCUCACAAAACUUCACAAGAAGGUGGCACAAAGCCACAAGAGCCUACAACUGAUCACAAACCUGCACCAAUUCCUUUAAAUGUUCAAGAAACAUCUGUCAUAGAUCCACUGCAAAACUCUCCUGAAGCAGACAUUACAGACCAUAAAGUUUCAAAUUACAACAGACUGCGUGGAAAAUAUAUCCCAAGGUACAGAAUACCAAAUGCUCAGAAAGACAGCAUUAGUAAAGUGGAUACUGCAAAGGCAGGGAGGGUCAGAUUACCUCCUCCGAACUUAUUUCUGUCACCUCUGAGACCAAGAAUAAUGAACCGAGUUACAAGCCCAAAACACCAAAGUGAUGGAACUACAACGGAAGCAAUCCAGUUCAUCAAUACUGUACCACAAACCCACACAACACCCAGAGCAGUCACUCCCAUACCAAAAACUGAGGAGUCACAAAAAAAGCAACAAGACACCAUGCCUCCUCAAGAUCAAAAUAGUGAUUCACAUUCUAAUGUUCAAAUAACUGACUUAACAACAGAAACAUUUCCUGUAACAGAUGGAGAAGACUCAGAUGAACCUUUAUACAAAGUCAUUCCAAUCCAUUCUGAACCAUCCAACAGUCAGUCACAAAUAACAAAGAAGAGCAGCGAAACAAAAUUCACAAGUGUAAAAGAUGAAAUCCUGGAGUUUCUGAAGACAGACAUAGGCUCUAUUCAUCUAACAAGAAUUUUAGCAUCUCGUAACAUGACUUUAGCUGAACUGAUCGAACAUCGUGAGAGAGGAUCAAGCCAACAGCAUCUUGCAGAUAUAUUCAGAGAAUCUGGACAGUCAGUCAGUCAUUCCACUGAAACCAACAUGUCUGAAUCAAACCAUGAAGUAACUAACAAUGAAGUCAAGAAUAACAUUAUUGGAAGCAUUAAAGAAAGGAACACAUACAAUAUUCCAAGCAUUCAAGAAAUGUUCCAUUUUUUAGAGGACUCAAACAGUGAAGUCUCAGAUCAUGAAAUAAACCAACAAACAGCAUCCACCUCAGAGAAUGAUGAAAGCAAUUCUACAGAAGGUUCUGAAUAUGCAGGCCAGGCAGAGCAAACAUCUCUGGGUGAACCUCAGGUAUUUGACAUUCUGUCUUUCUCCCCUUCCAAUCCUCCUCUAUACAUCCCUCAUGUGCCAACUCUCAGACCUAGUAAUCCUAGUCCACAUUCUAACCCUUCAUGGAAAAUAUCCUACCAGCAUCCAGUCACUAUCUACUCUAAACCCACCAACCCGUAUUUCAUUCCUGACAUCAAAUCCAUUAUUGCCUCAAGAUUCACAAACCCAACACCACUUACUCCCUUGACUAGCAGCGAUAUUACACACAGCAUAGUUUUAUUGGAAAAUACUGGCCAAGUACGUGAAGUGGCAAGCACUAAAAUCAAAGGCAUCAAUGGACCUGUCAAAGUUAACAAAGAUGAAAGAAAGCAGUCUGUAGUUCUACACAGGGAAGAUUUAGUAGAUGACCUUGAAUCAGACAGUACACUGCCAACAGAUGUCAAAUCUACAAUCACUGUAAGUUCCGCCAUAUUGGGACUAGCCAUUUUAGGCUUCCUAGCAAUAUUUGUAGUCUGCCGAUGGAGACAAAAACGGGCCAGGAGACGAUUUGUAGAUGGAAUUGUAAAUGCAAGGGCCCAAAGCCCUAUUUUAAUGCAGCCAGAAGGAAAGGAUGUUCAUCAAAGUCAUGGUCCUGUGAUGGUCAACACACAAGACCUGUACAAAACAGAUGUUUCUCUUGAUGGCGAAGAUGAUAACCAUGACCCAAGAGCAAGGCGCUACUAUUUAUGGAGAACCAUACGGAAAACACUGAGAUACAAAUAAAAGUGUCUUACACUUCCUUCUCGAUUCAAUGCCAAUAUUUCUGUUCCUGGAGUCUUCCCAAUGCUUAGGCAUACCAUGACAGAAAACAGGUCUGCUGAAACAGUGUGCUGAUUGAUCCACAAAUAUUAACUCUUUAUAUAUAUCACAUACAUAAAUGAUACAAACAUGCACCUGAUAUAUAACACGCAGUUGGUCAUCCAAAUUAUCUUCAUAAUCAUAAUGAAACCUUGAACAAAACCAACAUACAGUGGUAGCCACCACACAUGGUAUAUACCAGGUAAAUGGGGUUUAAAUCUCCUCUGGCCACAGGGUAUGACACUAUUCAUGUGGCUGCUAUCACUGAAGGGUUAAGUAUUAGCCCUUUGACAUUCAUUGCCAAAUGGUGAUCGAACAAAUCAAAACACUUCAACACUAGUGGAGAAGUAUACAAGUCGUGUCAGCAUCUCGAAGCCAAGCACUCAAGAGCCAAUAAAACUGUGAGCUUUAAAAUAUCAUCUAAUCAGCCAAUCCCAAUGUGAAAGACAUCAAAUAUAUGGGCUGAAGAAACAAAAUGUAAAACAUUACUUUUCAUCAUGUGCCUCAGCCUGUGUGAAUGUCAAAAAACUACUCAAUUGCAGAGUUUGUGCGUGUGUAGUAAGUGUAUGAACAAGUGUGCGUAAAGUAUAAAACUGCCUAGCUCAACACAAUAUUCAAUUCUAUUGCCCCAUAAAACUUUAAAACAUGGGCUAAAAUAAAUAGUAAAUUAAACAUAUAAGAACACAUUAUAA
This is a messenger RNA of Zootermopsis nevadensis, 7980 nucleotides long. The record is from RefSeq and is a predicted model, not a curated record. Lineage: Eukaryota; Metazoa; Arthropoda; Insecta; Blattodea; Termopsidae.